This is a messenger RNA of Kwoniella shivajii, 1890 nucleotides long. RefSeq lists its product as uncharacterized. NCBI's taxonomy places the organism in Eukaryota, Fungi, Basidiomycota, Tremellomycetes, Tremellales, Cryptococcaceae. The record is from RefSeq and is a predicted model, not a curated record. Bases 1 to 1890 code for a protein of 629 amino acids. The transcript is spliced from 10 exons.
AUGUUACUGUCCUCACUUGCAUUUUUCCUAUUACAUCUAUUGGCUAUCUCGGCUCAAGGACAAGGACAAGGGCAAGGGCAAAAACCGAAAGUCAAGACUGAACGGACAUGCAUACCGUCUGGAACGGAAGUAGCUAUAAACUCAGCCUUAGCGGGAGGAGGAAGAGGAGCUACCGUGACUUUAUGUGCUGGUUCAGUGCAUCGAUUAAAUUCUUCAAUAUUGUUCACAGCUGAAAGACAAACUAUCACAACUGAAAACAAUGAAAAGGGGAUAAAUAGAGCAAUGUUAAUUGUUGAAGGUGUCAAUCUGGCCGCUGCAAUAAGAGCCGAUUGUCAAGGAUGUUCAUAUGCCAUGAUUAGAUCACUUAUAAUAGAUGGUAAUAGACCACAAUUACUCCGUAUACCAAAAGGUGACGCUUUGAUAGAAGUUGGAAAUGCAGAAUAUCAGACUGUAAAAGAUUGUAAAUUAUACGAACCUAGAGGCUGGAGUGCAUUACAUUUCCGAGAAGGUGAUAGAAAACAAUGUAGAUUUGGUAAGAUUGUGGAUAACGAGAUCGGACCAUGUGGUGAGGAGUGGGAUGAUGAUUACGACGGACAAAAUGAAUUAGAACCUCCUUAUGGUAAUCCAAGAGCAGAUGGUAUCAGUUUAGCAUGUAAAGAUUCCAUCGUCGAGAGGAAUGUCGUCUAUGAUACUACGGACGGUGCGAUCGUGUUAUUUGGUUCUGCGGGCAGUGACGUGCGGAAUAACCAUAUAUACUCUAGAACCAGGGUGAUUCUAGGUGGAAUCAACUUGGUGGAUUAUGCGCCAUGGCAAGGAGAUUACAUGUUAGUUAAUGUACAUCACAAUAAAUUACAUGCUUUUGGUCGAUAUUUCAAAGUUGGAAUUGUGAUUGGUCCAUCAUCAUGGUCUGAUGACACUGAAUCAAUAGUACAUUCAGCUUCAGUGACUGACAAUCAUUUAGAAGGUGAUCAUUUCGGAUAUGGAAUAGUUGUUUCAUCAGCAACUAGUUUUACUGUAAUGAGAAAUACAGUUGAUGAAAAUUCGAAAUUCAGAGGUGUGAAUGGACCUAGAUGUCCAAAAGCUCCUGAAAAUGGCAAACCGACUGCUUUCUUGAUUAACAGAGGUAGUGCAAAAGGUACUUUCCAAGAUGAGUUCGUCAAUGGCGAAGUACAGCAUAUCAUAUGCCUCAAUAUGCCAGAUGAGAAUGGCAAACCUUACAAACCAUGGAGGUUCCGAGAUUCUUCCGAGGCGAUAGCUGCCAAGGCUGCAUCAGGUGAAUCGUCAUCUGAUCCUGUAGUUCAAGCUGCCUUUGACGCGAGAAUAGCAGAAGCAUUAGUAUCAUAUCAAUUCGCUUUGACAACAGCAAUGGACGUUAUCAAUCAUAAAAUCGAAAAAUUGACCAACCCAAUGAACGAAGAUGAUUUCAUCGCACCAGUAUACAAACAUGAACAUGAGAUAACACAAGAAGCUAAACAAGCUAAGAAGAAAUCAACUUCAGGUAAUAGAGAUAUAGAUGAAUUAUCUAACAAAUUAGAAGGAUUAGAACAGUCUGAAAGGAAAUUAAAAAAAUCUCUGGACGGAUUAAAACUAGAUUUUGAUGCUUUAAGUGGUAGAUUGAAGAAAGGUGCUGAAGAUACAAAACCUCUGAUAGAAGCGAUAUUCAUAAAAGUCCAAUCAGUCUUAUCAAGUCACUCAAUAACGUCAAAACAAUUGGCUGCAUUAUCAUCGUCGAAAAUAAGAUCAUCAAGUAAGAGAGGAAUAUUGAGCUAUUUCCCAUUCGGCGCUUUCGGUGCUCUGAUCGUUUCUUGUGCUAUAUUAUUAGCUGCUAGUAGGUUUUUGAAGAAGAUGAGGAAUAACAAUUCACAGUUGAAGAAUAAUAAAUUGUUUUGA